Thalassophryne amazonica is the source of this 2301-nucleotide messenger RNA. It is a transcript of the gene dync1i1a, whose product is annotated as cytoplasmic dynein 1 intermediate chain 1. NCBI's taxonomy places the organism in Eukaryota, Metazoa, Chordata, Actinopteri, Batrachoidiformes, Batrachoididae. Gene Ontology annotation, biological process: transport along microtubule. Gene Ontology annotation, molecular function: dynein light chain binding; dynein heavy chain binding. The record is from RefSeq and is a predicted model, not a curated record. Gene Ontology annotation, cellular component: cytoplasmic dynein complex. The transcript has 18 exons. The coding region runs from base 288 to 2243 and encodes 651 amino acids.
CCUUAUCAUCAUCCUGGUUGCUGAGGGAUGUGUCGGCGUGCAGUGCACCUGUUUGGGGCUUUAUUCGGGUCAUCAUCGUCUGAAAUACUCCGUUUUAACCAGUUUUAUCAAUAGAACCGUGCAAAGGUUCGGAUGACGUGUUCGUUGAUCAGUAAGGCGCCUCUGAUCAAUGAGAUUUAGGUGGAAGAUGUAUUGAUUUUUUUUUUUUCGGGGAGCAACAGUGAGACAGCAUCUUUGCACAGUGACACAUCAUCAGCACCGCGAGGGGACAAGCUCUGUAGCAGAACAUGUCGGACAAAAGUGAUCUAAAAGCAGAGCUGGAGCGCAAGAAGCAGCGUCUGGCCCAGAUCAGGGAAGAGAAAAAGAGAAAGGAGGAGGAGAGGAAGAAGAAAGAGGUAAGGAGAAAAACAGAAAGCCAGCAGAAGGCGGAGGCGGUCCCUGAGGAUUCAGAUUUGGACCGUAAGCGCAGGGAGACCGAGGCCCUGCUGCAGAGCAUUGGCAUUUCACCAGAGCCUCCACUAGUGCCGACCCCUGUGUCCCCUUGCAAAUCAGUGAGCACGCCCAGUGAGACGGGGAGCCAAGACUCGGGCGAUGGGGGAGCAGUAGGCAGGUUUAGGUCAGGUUUCUCUAAAAACAAGUCACAAGCACAAAGCGCAAGGACCCUGCAGUGGGACACAGACCCAUCUGUGCUGCAGCUGCACGCUGAUUCAGAGCUCGGACGCAGGAUGCAGCGACUGGGAGCCUCUAAGAUCACACAGGUCGACUUUCUCCCCAGAGAGUUGGUCUCUUACAGCAAGGAGACGCAGACACUGCUCACCGCCCACCUCUCCGAAGUAGAGGAGGAAGAGGAAGAUGAGGAGAUGAUGGUGGUGAAGCCGGGUCUUGAGUCAGAGCAACAAGAUGAAGACGACAAGGAAUCGAGGGAAGGUUCUUUUCCUGUGCUACGGGAGCUGACUGAGGAGGAGAGACAGCAGAUCCUGCACUCCACUGAGUUCCAGAGUUUUUUCGACUGCAGCAUCCGGGUCAUGGAACGAGCCCUGGCCGAAGACGGUGACAUCUUCUUUGACUACAGCGGCCGAGAUCUUGAGGACAAAGAGGGAGAUUUGACGGGCGGCUCCAGUCUGUCCUUCAGUCGGCUCUUCUAUGAUGAACACUGGUCGAAGCAUCGUGUUAUCACCUGCCUCGACUGGUCCCCCCAGUAUCCUGAGUUGCUGGUUGCUUCUUACAACAACAAUGAAGAUGCUCCCCAUGAGCCAGAUGGCAUUGCUUUGGUGUGGAACAUCAAGUUUAAAAAGUCCACGCCAGAGUACAUCUUUCAUUGUCAGUCUUCGGUGGUGUCUGUGGGCUUUGCGAGGUUCCACCCUAACCUGGUUGUUGGUGGGACUUAUUCAGGUCAGAUUGUGUUGUGGGACAAUCGCAGCCACCGUCGGACCCCCAUCCAGAGGACUCCUCUGUCUGCUGCCGCACACACUCACCCGGUGUACUGUGUGAACGUGGUUGGCACCCAGAAUGCCAACAACCUGAUCAGCGUGUCUACAGAUGGAAGGAUGUGCUCCUGGAGUCUGGACAUGCUCUCUCAGCCUCAGGAGACCAUGGAACUUGUGUACAAUAAAUCCAAACCGGUGGCGGUGACAGGCAUGGCCUUCCCCACAGGCGACGUCAACAACUUUGUGGUGGGGAGCGAGGAGGGGACCGUGUACACGGCAUCCAGACAUGGCAGUAAAGCGGGUAUCUGCGAGAUGUUCGAGGGCCACCAGGGACCGGUGACGGGCAUCAGCUGUCACAGUGCAGUGGGCACUGUCGACUUCUCCCACCUCUUCGUUACAUCCUCCUUCGAUUGGACCGUCAAACUCUGGAGCACCAAGCACAACAAGCCUCUUUACUCUUUUGAGGACAACGCCGACUACGUGUAUGAUGUCAUGUGGUCGCCCGUGCACCCUGCCACCUUCGCCGCCGUAGACGGCAUGGGCCGCCUCGACCUGUGGAACCUCACCAAUGACACAGAGGUGCCAACUGCUAGUGUGACUAUUAAGGGUACAUCAGCCCUUAACAGGGUCCGCUGGUCGUCAGGAGGGAAGGAGGUAGCUGUAGGUGACUCAGAGGGACGGGUCUGGAUCUAUGACACCGGAGAGCUGUCAGUGGCCCACAGUGAUGACUGGACGCGUUUCGCCCGCACCCUGAUGGAGAUCCGCGCUAACCGGGCAGAUGGCGAGGAGGAGGGGCCUAUGGAGCUGGCUUCAUAGAUCUCCAAAACCAAACUAGACAGUGAUUAAAGUGGAACAGACCACUGUGCUUUUACUG